This is a messenger RNA of Cyprinodon tularosa, 2095 nucleotides long. Its product is annotated as ADP-ribosylation factor-like protein 14. The transcript has a single exon. Gene Ontology annotation, molecular function: GTP binding; GTPase activity. Gene Ontology annotation, cellular component: cytoplasm. The coding region runs from base 870 to 1475 and encodes 201 amino acids. NCBI's taxonomy places the organism in Eukaryota, Metazoa, Chordata, Actinopteri, Cyprinodontiformes, Cyprinodontidae. The record is from RefSeq and is a predicted model, not a curated record. Gene Ontology annotation, biological process: vesicle-mediated transport; intracellular protein transport.
AAUAAGAAAAUUUACAUUUAAAAUAAGGAAAAAAAAAUGCAGUCUCCUAUUUCAAGAUCAUAAUAUCAAAUAAUCUGAUUAUAAGGAUAAAAAUGGUCCUUCAGCUGGGAGAUUUUCUUAUUUACCUACUCAAAUUAAGGGUAAAUACAUUUAUUUUAAGACAUUUUCACAAAUUUAAAGAUAUUUUUUGUAGUGUGUCAUUGGAAUCCAAGACAAGACCGUAUUAACUUUGUAACCUUCAAAAAAUGUGUAUAUUUUGAUGGCAUAAAUGAAUGUUAAUGUAAAUACUAGAAAAGCCAACAUGCCCGUAUAUAUUAAGAAAAAUAACAAAAGUGCUUCAUUAAGAAAUUCAUGAAAAACCCUCAGAGGGUGAAAGAAAUGGCACUCCAUUUGUAGGGGGUAUGCAAGUGAUCAAAAAUGGUAACUUUCCCUAUAAAGGGUUAUAAUAAGAAAAAAACAAUUGCAUUGUCUUAUUUCAAGUACAUAUUAUCUCAUCUUAUUUUAAGUGUAAAAAUACUCCUUCCAUUGGCAAAUCAUCUUAUUUGCCUCCUCAAAUUAAGGGUAAAUACACUUAAUUUAAGAAAUUUCAACUCAUUUUCAAAAUGUGUUUGCAGUGUACAGAUGAAAAUAUCCGGCAUUCUUGAUUAAAUUAAGAGGGAUUGUCAUUAACGACUUUCUUUAAUGGUUGGUGGAGACAUCGCUGCGGAAUAAAGGAUAGGUCGAAACUUUGCCCUGUGCCUUAUCAGCCGUCAGUGCGGAGAUAAUGGCUUAUCUAUUAAACUCCGGGCAACGCACUAUACAAACAUCACAUCAGGAUUUAUAGGGCUGGCCCUCACACCAUUAAAGCUUCUGCGUGGAUCCACGUCGCAAUGGGUCAGCUUAUGUCCAAACAACCACAAGUUCAAGUCAUUCUCCUCGGUCUGGACAACGCUGGGAAAUCCACCCUCCUCUACAAGCUCAAACACAAAACGAGCGUCUCCACCGUGCCGACCAUCGGCUUUAACGUGGAGAUGCUGGACGCCAGAAAGAACAGGAAGAACAUCGCCGUGACCAUGUGGGACGUCGGCGGUCAGGGGAUGAUGCGUGAACACUGGAAGGACUAUUACCAAAACGCAGCGGCCAUCGUGUUCGUGGUGGACGCCUCCGACCUGCGGCGCAUGGAGGAGGCGCGCAGCGAGCUGGAGAAGACGCUGCGGGACGAUCACCUGCGGGGAUGUCCGCUGAUGCUCCUCGCCAACAAGCAGGACGUGAGAGGCGCGCUGACGGUCACCGACAUGAAGGACAAGUUUAACAUGAGGAAGAUGUGCGUGGGCAGAGAAUGGUUCGUCCAGCCUUGCUCCGCUUCCACAGGGUUCGGAGUGGAAGAGGCUUUUAAGCGUUUGGUCCAGAUGGUGAAACUUCCCUCUGAGCCUGGAGCUGUCAAAGACAAUAUCAAGGAUAGCGUGCACUACCUGCGAUCGAACAGCAAACAAUGAACUUUAUUUAUAAGAUAUGUUUCUCUUUUAACUUAUUUGCUCCAACUGCAAACUGCAGCAAUCACUGUAACACGAAAAUAAUGUCAGUACAGUUCACUGUGUUUAAAUACACUGUAAAAGUACAUUGUACAAUUUUUUUUGGAUAUACAUUACAUUUUAGUCAUGUUUGCAAUCUACUUUGUUUUGUUUACAAUGUUUCCCCUAAAGUUUGAAAUAUUAUCUAAACAGAAUAAGCUGAGCGAACUGAUACCAUGGUCAGCUCCACACUAAUGCAAGCCUAUCAUGUCAUUCUGCCAUUGUUUAUCCUCUUAAAAUCCCUUUACAAAUGUGUAAUUGUUCAACAGAUAUCAUUUUUUUUAUAUAUAUAAAAAGUGUUUCCAAUGGUAUGGACUGAAGUUUAAAAGUUAACUUAAAGUUUUUGACACCUGAUCCCCAAAAUGAUCUUCAGCCUAAAUCAUAUCUGGAAAACCAUAAGACAUUAAAACUAAAUCUAAAGCCCUGGACUCUAGGGUAGGUUAACUGUGUGGUAUAAUGCUUCUAGGAAGACAUUUUUUUUUUAUUAUUAUUUUUGUGUGUGUGUGUGACUGUAAUGAAAUAAGCCAAUAAAAGGCAAAAAAGUU